AUGAGCGACUCCUCAGUGAGCUUCAAGCCAGACGAAGACGGGACGGAAUCUGAAUUUGACGCAGGAUCCUUUGAGAACCCCAGCUUUCAAGGUGCCCUUGGAAAUUACUCCCCUCCCCUAAAAACUUUCCACUAUAGCACAGUCCACCCCCGUUGCAAUGCUUAUUCUGCCCGCAAAGAUCGUCCGCAAUUGCGAUAUAGUGCUGUACGAGCAGCUGCUACACUUCCGAUUGACGAGUACUCUACAUUAUUCGAAGAAUCACUCAAGGAUACGAUUUCCGGGUCCGCAAGUGAGAAUACUUCCAAGCUUUCCUCCCAGUAUGGUGCGGUUCGCUGGACAGACAAAGAGGAAACUGCUUUUUUUGCCGCCCUUGCUAAAAACGGGAGAGAUGGAGUCCCGGCAAUUGCAGCUUCGAUAGGUACCAAGAGCCAAAUGGAGGUGCGGCACUACCUUGAUCUACUGCAGCACAAUCUUGAGCUUCAUCACCUCACAGAUCGAAAUGUAAAACCUGUAGAGCUUUCAGAUAUCCCUGCUGCAUAUGAGAUUAGCGAUGAGUGUUGCUUAGCUCUAGAACAUAUUUCUAACGCAUUAUGUCUACGAGAGGAACAAACAAGCAACAUGGUUGGAAGAAAGAAAUACGGUGAUUCAUGGCUUGUGAAUCGUGAGACUGCUGCAUUAGUUGAAAGAGCUUUGGACCUGGAGGAACCUUCAACUUCAGAUCGACUAUCUAGCCCUGAGCCUCUACCAGAGGUUGGCUUCAAGCCGGGCUCCCCAUCGCGAUGCGAGCUUCAAUCAAAACACGAAACCAUGGCAAGCAAACACCAGAGUCUGUUUGCUACGGCUAAACUUCUGAAUAUAUGCAAUUGGGUGCAGCUGUCCGAGCGCGUUUUUAUGAAUUCAGGGGAAAAGAGAGUAGAAAAUAACUGGCAACAUAUAUGCUUCCAAGACGAAACCCCUGCCCUAACUUGUGAUGCGAUGUCUGAUUUCUACGCCCUAGCCAUUAGCAUUACCCGCCGCCUUAUACAAGCUUCUAUAUUUUUUGCAUUAUCCAGAAUUCGCGCAGUUCAGCGUACUCACGUUAUCCCAGAAAGUCUCGUUAAGGUGGAAGAUGUGUUUGCAGCUUUGACUGUGCUUAAGAUGGAACAAAGCUCGAAGGAAUUUUGGAUCGGUGCACCUCGCCGCAAUGCCCUUGAUAUCAAAAGAAAGAAGACGAACAAAACGGCACCGCUAGACUAUGACACGGUCGAGGCGUUAUUAAGUAAGAAAAUUGACAUUACAUUUAAGGACAUACAAACAAUAGGCUCUUCAAGCAUCCCUUCAACCAGCGUUUCCCCAGUGAUGCUAGAAGAUAGUGAGCACGAUACCGAUCCUGACGAGUUGUCCACCAAUGAAUCUGUCGAAGAAAGCCUUUUGGAGCCUGAGGAAAUGUGUGCCAACGCGUUGGACAUACAAGCAAACCGCACGGAAGAAUCCAAUUUAUGGCAACGCAUACACAAGACAAUUCCUGGCCGCUUUGAUAUUGACGUCAAGGCCGAAUUCGAAGACAGCAACGCGCAACGUAUGCCUUCUAAAAAGCGAAAAGGACGCGAUGAACUAGCGGAUUGGAGGGAUCAUACCCUGUAUCAGGCAGAAUGGGAGACUUUCGGGCUCGACACCGUGACUCUAAAUCAGAGAAUGAGAGAAAAUUCGGACGCUAAGCGGCCGAAGCCCAAUCCUGCAUGA
Molecule: messenger RNA, 1722 nt
Organism: Ophidiomyces ophidiicola
Lineage: Eukaryota; Fungi; Ascomycota; Eurotiomycetes; Onygenales; Onygenaceae
Exons: 1
Coding region: 1-1722 (573 amino acids)
Biological process (GO): nucleolar large rRNA transcription by RNA polymerase I; transcription initiation at RNA polymerase I promoter
Cellular component (GO): RNA polymerase I upstream activating factor complex
Molecular function (GO): rDNA binding; RNA polymerase I general transcription initiation factor activity
Source: RefSeq, a predicted model, not a curated record